Molecule: messenger RNA, 6515 nt
Organism: Mercenaria mercenaria
Lineage: Eukaryota; Metazoa; Mollusca; Bivalvia; Venerida; Veneridae
Product: probable ATP-dependent RNA helicase DDX56
Exons: 18
Cellular component (GO): nucleolus
Molecular function (GO): nucleic acid binding; ATP binding; RNA helicase activity
Source: RefSeq, a predicted model, not a curated record
AAUUGGUUCCCUGACUUACAUAGGACCGAGAACCAACUGACUUGAGUGCAUAUAAAAAACAUUACUUUGUAAAUAUUACUUAUAUUUAAUUACAAAGAUCAAUUUUCGUCAGUAUGGCUGACGGAGAAGAUGAUAAAUUUCUUGAAUUCCACGAAAUGGGACUCGAUGAUCGAUUGUUAAAGGCCAUUUCCAAACUAGGCUGGUCAAGUCCUACUCCAAUCCAGGAACGUGCAAUUCCAUUAGCUCUUGAAGGCAAAGAUGUUUUGGCUCAGGCUCGUACUGGCUCUGGCAAAACAGGAGCAUUUGUUAUUCCAGUCAUACAGAAAAUACUAGCCUCAAAACAGACAGCCAAAGAACAGUGUGUAAAAGCAAUAAUAUUGACACCAACUAAGGAAUUGUCCAGUCAGGCUUAUAAAAAUAUACAGGAACUGACCUCAUGCUGUUCUAGAGAAGUAAAAUGUGUAGAUAUCUCCCCUCAAGUACCAUUACCAACACAGAGGCCAAUGUUGUCAGAAAAACCAGAUAUCGUGGUCUGCACUCCAAGUCGUCUGCUGGCUCACAUUGAGGCGGGAAAUUUGAAUGUAAAACAGUCCUUGGAGAUGAUUGUUAUAGAUGAAGCGGAUCUUGUCUUUUCUUUUGGAUAUGAGGACAAUGUUAAAGCCAUUCUUGGACACAUGCCAAAGAUCUACCAGGCAUUUCUUAUGUCUGCUACACUAGGGGAAGAUGUGAAAGCCUUGAAAAAAAUGGUUCUACAUAAUGCUGUGAUAUUAAAAUUAAACGAGUCGCAGUUGCCAGAGACCUCACAGCUGACACAGUAUCAUAUCAAAUGUAAUGAAGAAGAUAAAUUUGCCCUUAUUUACGCGUUACUCAAGUUACGUCUGGUACGAGGAAAAACAAUUCUGUUUGUAAACAACGUUGACAGAUGUUACAAGUUACGUCUUUUUCUUGAGCAGUUUGGGAUUCCAGCCUGUGUACUAAAUUCUGAAUUCCAGUGAACUCAGCGGUGUCAUAUAGUGAGCCAGUUCAAUGACGGAAUGUAUGACUACAUUAUUGCCAGUGAUGAAAACUUACUGGUCAACCCUCAAGUCAAAUCGGAGGAUGCAUCAAAACAGAAAAAACAAAGGAAAAAGGAUAAAGAGUUUGGUGUAUCUCGUGGCUUAGAUUUCCAGAAUGUCUCAAAUGUGAUUAAUUUUGAUUUCCCUAUCACAGUUGGAGCAUAUAUUCAUAGAGUUGGCAGGACAGCAAGGGGAGACAACAAAGGUACAGCAUUAUCAUUCGUGUCAGUAAAUGAGAUGUCAUUGUUGGAGAAUGUAGAGAAGGAAUUGUCAGGAACAGCAGAGCAUGAAGGCACAGUGUUCAAACCAUACCAGUUCAGGAUGGAGGAAAUAGAAGGAUUCAAAUACAGGGCAAAGGAUGCUAUGCAAGCAGUAACAAGGGUCGCUGUUAGAGAAGCCAGGCUGAAGGAGAUCAAACAAGAGAUGUUAAACUCACAAAAACUGAAGUCCCAUUUUGAAGACAAUCCUAGAGAUCUUCAGCUCCUUAGACAUGACAAAAAUCUACAUACCGUAAAAUCUCACCAGCAUAUGAAACAUGUUCCAGAAUAUCUAAUUCCCCAAACAUUACAGAAAUUGAGCGGGAAAGGUAAAAGAACGAGACAGAGGAAUACGAAGCGUACUGGGCCAACUCGGGCACAAAUAAAAUACAAGAAGCGAAAAGCUGACCCAUUGAAGAGCUUUCAGUUUGAAGGACUAAGUGGAAAGAAAAAGAAGAAAAAAGAUAACAAAUAAAAAUGUCUAAUGGUGCAAAUGACAUUGUGUUAAUGAAUUAUAUGAAGGAAAAAAAAAGGUUGAAGGUUGAUAAAAUGAAAUCUGUUCAUUGCACUGUCAUAGGUUUCAUUAGGUCAGAAGUACCUUGAUACUAAAAAUAAUGCCAGCAAGAGCUCCAGGACACUUAUACAUCAAGUUAAUGCAACAAUGCUCUGACCUCUAUAUUAGAAAAAAAGCUGUUGAAGUAGACCGUACUCCCUGUUUCUUUAGAGAAGUUAUACCAUUGGAGUAGUGCAACUUCUUCAGACCUGCUACGCCCCUGUAAUAGUGAACAGAACAUGUUUAUUGCAGCAAAUCAUAAACUUUGAUGAUGAUUAAAUAUAAAUGAAAUAUAUUUAAAUAUAAAUGAAAUAUAUAUAUAUGGAGAUUAGUACACAUACUGCCAUGGUUGUUUUAUAUGAAUUUUAUGAGAAAGGACAGGCAAAUAAACAGGCAAUUUAUUGUAAUUUGUUAACUUUAGAAGGGCCAUAGUAUCUUAGUAGGCAUACUGUAUGCUCAUAGGAUACAAGACUAUUAAUCAUGAAGUCUCAAGUUCAGUCUCCAUGCAAGGCAAAUUUUUCGGUGGCAGUUUAUCUGAGAUCUGUGUUACGCAUGGCAGUUUGACUGUCUAAGAUCUCUGUUUUGCAUAGCAAUUUCACCAGACAAAAUUAAAUGCUCCAAUGCUGUUGCAUGUAGAAAAACUCUUGGCCACUACCCUUUCAUGUAGGAAUUCUGUUGACUACCACUGUUCCAUGUAGGAAAGCUGUUAGCUAUCACUGUUUCAUGUAGACAAGCUGUUGAUCACUGCUGUUUCAUAUAGGGAAGCUGUGGGCUACUUUAUAAAGUUCAUAAAGCCACCAGUUAUGCAUGUAUGCAUUAUUCUAAUAACAGAAUUUCAGUGAAAUGAAAGAAAAAAUUGAAAUUCUACCUAUGUGACUGUGUCCCUGUUCAUUGGGAAGAAAAGAUAUAAAUUCAUGUACAGAAUUUCAUAAUGCUAAUAAUCAUAAAAAGAAAUGAAGGAUAUCUUUUACCUUUUAGUACUGUACAGACUAGUACAUAGUAAAUUCCAAAUGUUAUAUAUAUGUCAAACUGUGUACUUUGUCAUCCAAAGAAAUGCAAUAUAUCUUGACUGCUUGUUAUGUUUUGACAGGUUUCACAGUAAGAUUAUAUUUCCGAGAACUGCAAUUUUGUCUAUAAUGACUUCACAGGCUUGCAACAGUUUGAACUAUAUAAAUCAGAUUUUUUUUCUGAACGGAAUUUAAUUUCAUAAAAUCGUAUGAAGUAUCAUUAUACUGUCUGUCCUUGUGGGGUUUUUUUUAUAUCAACCACAGACAAGCCUUGUCUAGUGCAAAAAGUGACAAACUCUCCCAUAUAUUCUACUUAUUGUUGCUAUGGGAUUAUGUCUAUAUGGACAAACUUGUAUUCUAACAUGAUCUGAUUCAUUUUCCUAUUAAACAAAGAAGGCUGAAAACAGUGAAUUAUUAUACAACAGUUCACUGUUCUGACGUCACAAUUAUUAUGUCAUAGCGUCAAACGGCAUAGCGGCACUCUGGAAAAGAAACCAGUUGAAAACGGGCAAAUAUUUAAUGAAUGCCGUCAAGGAUGUACUUUAAAGUACUUGGUAACGUGUUAGAAUCGAAAUAAUAUAUCUCUUAGUGAUUUGUCACUGAAUAAAAUCAUUGUUUGUCGUUCAGAUGCAUAUUAUUUUAUCACUCGGGCUGCGCCCUCGUGAUAUAAUUCCUUCACAUCUGAACUCCAAACAAUGAUUUAUUCAGCGACAAAUCACAAAAUGAGAUGUAUUAUUUCUUAAUUAAUUCGAGGCAAGUGGCUGUUUAGGACAAGUUGAAAAUGGAACAAAAAUCAAUUUGGUAAUUUAGCAUAGUAAUCUUGUGUAAUAUGUACAGUUUCAGUUUUUAAUGCAGCCCAGUUUUCUCAUGCAUGUAAAAGAUAUUUCAUAUAUAUAUUUUUUUGAUGAUUUGUAACUUGGAGUCAUUUUGAAAGAUAUUUGAGCCGUGCCAUGAGAAAACCAACAUAGUGGGUUUGCGACCAGCAUGGACCCAGACCAGCCUGCGCAUCUGCGCAGUCUGGUCAGGCUCCAUGCUGUUCGCUUUUAAAGCCUAUUGGAAUUGGAGAAUCUGUUAGCGAACAGGAUGGAUCCUGACCAGACUGCGCGGAUGCGCAGGCUGGUCUGGAUCCAUGCUGGUCGCACACCCACUAUGUUGGUUUUCCCAUGGCAUGGCUCAUUUAGCUUUAAUAUUUGGACUUUUUCACACAUGAGAACUUUUUGCCACUGUUUCAUGGCCAUUUUUCGGCAUCAUGAAAGUUUUGUAUGUAAACAGAUUUCUACAAGACUGCUAGUCCUUAAUGGUUUUAAACUUCACACACGUUUUCAGCAAUAUGAGAUGACCUCACAGAGCAAGUUAAACAGCUCAAUCUUUCCCCUGCUUUUCAACUUAGUUUAGAUAAAAUAUAUACACAAAAGCAGAUUCCUCAUUUACUACUUGAACAAAUGUAUUCAAAGUCUAUACACAUCUUUGGCAGCAUGAGUUGACCUCACUUAGUUGGCUUUAUAUCAACAGCAUACAUUUUGGCAAAGUUACGCCUUUUUUUCACUUAGAAAUUUUGAUGAAAGUUUUGUGUGCAAGCAGAAACUUUUGUACUGAAUGCUUUAAAUCUCCUCAUAUGUCUUUUACAUCAUGAAUGACUAUUCUGUGCCAGGUUCAGUAUUUUUAUGCCCCCCUUUGAAGAAGGAGGGGUAUAUUGUUUUGCAGAUGUCGGUUGGUCGGUUAGUCUGUAUGUAGACCAAUCCGUUUCUGGAUGAUAACUCAAGAACGCUUGGGCCUAGAAUCAUGAAAGUUGAUAGGAAGGUUGGUCAUCACCAGCAGAUGACCCCUAUUGAUUUUGAGAUCUGUAUGUCAAAGAUCAAGGUCACAGUUACGCUGAACAUUUAAACGGUUUCCUGAUGAUAACUCAAGAAUGCUUGGGCCUAGGAUCAUGAAAGUUGAUAGUGAGGUUGGUCAUGACCAGUAGAUGACCCCUAUUGAUUUUGAGGUCAGUAUGUCAAAAAUCAAGGUCACAGUGACCCAGAACAGUUAAAAGUUUCCGGAUGAUAACUCAAGAUAGUUGAUUGAUAGGAAGGUUGGUCAUUACCAGCAGAUGAUCCCUAUUGAUUUUGAAAUCAGUAGGUCAAGGUCACAGUAACCAGGAACAGUAAAACGGUUUCUGAGCAAUAACUCAAGAACACUUGGGCCUAGGAUCAGGAAAAUUGAUAGGGAGAUUGGUCAUGACUAGCAGAUGACCCCUAUUGAUUUUGAGGUCAUUAGGUCAAAGUUCAAGGUCACAUUGACCAGGAAUAGUUAAACGGUUUCUGGACGGUAACUUGAGAACGCUUGGGCCAAGGGUCAUGAAAGAUGAUAGAGAGGCUCAUCAUGACCAGCAGAUGACCUCUGUUGAGGUCAGUAGGUCAAAGGUCAAGGUUUCAGUGACCCGGAACAUUUAAACUGUUUCCAAACAAUUACUUGAGAACACUUGGGCCUAGGAUCAUGAAAGUUGAUAGGGAGGUUGGUCAUGACCAGUAGAUGACCGCUAUAGAUUUUUAGGUCAGUAGGCCAAAGGUCAAGGUCACAUUGACCCGGAACAGUUAAACCCUUUCAGGGCGAUACCUUGAGAAUACUUGGGCCUAGGAUCACGAAACUUAAUAGGGAGGUUGAUCAUGACCAGCAGAUGACCCCUGUUGAUUUUUAGGUCAAUAGGUCAAAGGUGAAGGUCACAUUGAACCAGAACAAUAGAACUUUUGUUUACAGUGAGCAAAUAAUUGCUGUUCCUUGUGCAAUUACUGAAUGUAUCAAGGGGGGCAUUUCGUGUUCGACGAGCUCUUGUUUACUUACAGUUUAGAAAGUUACUCACUCUUUCAAAUUUUGCUAAAGGUUUUGCUGUUGUUAAACAGCUCUAGUUUGCUUAGCUGAUGGCCUAAUAACAGAAAAGAAACCAAAAUGUUUUACCGAACUAUUUGUCCCCCAUAUCAGUUGAAACUUAGUAUCUUGAUUUCCAAGGGAUCGAGUAUUUUACUUCGAGAUAACUAAAACUUGACUUAAAAUUACAUUUUGUGCAUGUUCGAGACUGUACUUGAAAAUAACUGCGAAAUAGUUGAAAUUUUGAGAUUAAUGAGUUUGAUAUAUCAAGUUUCAACUGUAGUUUGUGUAGAUAAUAGAACCUUUGUUUAACUGCAAGACUUUGGACUAUUCUGUCGUCCUAAUGAACUACAAAGACAAUCUCCAUUGCCUACUUUGUGGACUGGGCAGAAAUUGAACUAGUUUCACAGCUUACAAAAUUAUAGUGUUUCUUACAAGACUGGUAGAAUACUUAAAAUAUUUAAACCCUGUGCUGUUAUUUAGGGGUCACAAGGGGUGAGAAUCCCUAUUUUUAGCUGAUUUCCUCUCUUUUAUCGAAGAUUUUUUACCACAGUAAAUUUGCACACCUAUAGCUCUUAAAGCUUUGACUUUUACAAUACAUGUUCUGAAAAAAAAAAACACAAACAUUAAAUCAAAUUAUUAGAAUUGAAACUGAUUACUAUGUUCCGGAUAGUUGAUAUUUCAUUUUCACAGAUAAGUAUGUACAAGUUGUUCCAUUAUGCUGAAUCAGUAGUAACUGAGACAUGUGUCAGUAAGGUUUCAUGUAUUGAAGUCUAGAGUAAAUGGAAAGGGAUUGGUA